Messenger RNA from Cladophialophora psammophila CBS 110553, 1326 nucleotides. RefSeq lists its product as uncharacterized. Bases 1 to 1326 code for a protein of 441 amino acids. NCBI's taxonomy places the organism in Eukaryota, Fungi, Ascomycota, Eurotiomycetes, Chaetothyriales, Herpotrichiellaceae. The transcript has a single exon. The record is from RefSeq and is a predicted model, not a curated record.
AUGUAUUCCAAGUUGGCACCAGUCCUCGGCUCCUUGGCCCUUGCCUCACUCGUUUCGGCCGUCCCUGUCGACGUUGAGAAGCGUGAUAAUGGUAUCUGGUUUGGCGGCCGCGGGUCCCACCUCGAAAACUACCAGAACAGCAAUGGUGCUGCGCCCUCCGCCUCGUACAGCGGUCCUGCCAACGGUUACUAUACCCCAUCAGCGACCUACGGCGGCGGUUCUUAUUCCACCAGCGCCCCUCCGGCCAGCCACUCUGGCGGCUACAACGGUGGUGGCGGCUCUGGCUCCAGCGACGGCAGCAGCAACCCAUUUAGCUUCCCUCUGUCCAAUGGCUUCCCUAACAUCCAAAACCCGUCUGAUCAGCUCACUGCCAUUGAGGCGCAGGCCCAUGGUCUCUUGCCCAACGGACCCCCGCCGCCGACUGCCCCUGCCGCUGAUGAUCUCACAUCGCUGAGACUCAUUGCCUUCAACGAGCUCUGGGAGGUCGCCUUCUUCACUGAGCUCCUCUACAACGUGACCCACAACGUUGCGGGUUACCAGUUCCAGGACGAGUCCCAGCGACAAACCGUUAUUAACGCCAUUACUGCCGUCCAGGCCCAAGAGGAGCUGCACCUUUUGAACGCCAAUGGCGCCCUCGCUCACUUCAACGCCGGCCCCAUCCAACCCUGCAAAUAUGUUGCCCCGGUCUCUGACUUCAAGAGCGCCAUCGGGCUUGCCAAGACGUUCACUGACGUCGUCUUGGGCACCCUUGGCGAUGUUCAAACCCACUUCGGCCAAAACGGUGACAACGGUCUCAUCCGCGGUGUCGCUGCCGUCAUCGGUCAAGAGGGUGAGCAGAACGGCUUCUAUCGCAACCUGCUUGGUCUCAUCCCUAGCGGCGCUCCCUUCUUGACCGCCUCUACCCGCGAGUUCGCCUUCUCUGCCUUGAACCAAGGCUUCGUUGUCCAAGGCUCCUGCCCUAACAGCAACACCAUCAACCUUCCCAUCUUCGGUGCCCUGAACGUCUUGACCCAGAACAUCCAACCCCAAGACCAGACACUGCAGUUCUCCUUCUCUGCCACCGGCUCAUACUCCCAGUACGCCAACAACUACCAAGGCCUGAGCUUGGUGUACAUCAACCAACAGAACGUGCCUGUUGUUGAGCCAAUCACCCAAGCUACAGUCAGCGGCAGCACCGUCACCUUCUCCGCAAACCUGCCUUUCACCAAGAACGAGAUGUUUGGAUUGACCAUUGCUGCCGUUGUCGAGGGAUCCGGCCCGUUCGCCAGCGUCGCUGAUGUUGCCGCCGUGGCCAAGUUCGGACCUGGUCUGUUUGAAAUCGCCUAA